AUGCCCAACCACACCAUACUAAAGUCUUUCGUCAUGAGAUACGAGAGGACCACGGUCAAGGACUUGGUUGAUCGUUUGGAAGUCCCUCCGACACCGCUCUCUGACAUUGACUCUGAGGACACUGUCAAGGUGUAUGGCGAAGAUAAGGUGUGGGAGCUGUUCGACAAUCCUACUGGCCUUGAUGACCCCGGAAUCAUACCAUUCGACUCUGUGGAGCACUUGCAAGCCGUGGACAAUUUGUACGCCACCUUGAAUGCUGCCAUUAAAUCGAUUGCUACCCGAGGAGGAACAUCAUUUAUCAUUCACGCCGUCGCAUUCUUCCCAGAGCUAAAGCUUAGACCAGAUAAGGAGAUAUCAGGUGCACGAGGCAACGGAGCUGUCUACUACGAUGUGCAGUGCAGGGCUGAUUCUUCCAGCAUAGUCGCAGUAACCUGCGCACAAGUCUUUUCAUGUGCAGUUGCUCAGAAUAUGGUUCAGCUGGACACGACAUUAUUAUCAAGGAAGUGCAAGUUUGAGGACGGCGCCGACGAUGACAGCACUACAGCUGUAUCCCAUGGUGUAGCAUCGACUGCGGUGAGAUGGCAGUUCAUCCAGCGCACCAUUGAGAAAUGA
Gamsiella multidivaricata is the source of this 612-nucleotide messenger RNA. RefSeq lists its product as uncharacterized. The record is from RefSeq and is a predicted model, not a curated record. The transcript has 2 exons. The coding region runs from base 1 to 612 and encodes 203 amino acids. NCBI's taxonomy places the organism in Eukaryota, Fungi, Mortierellomycota, Mortierellomycetes, Mortierellales, Mortierellaceae.